AUGUAUGAGUCAAUGCCAACUAGUGAACAGGAAGAGAAAAGAAUUUCUUUGGAGUUAUUUCAGAAAAUUCGUCCCAUAUGUGUCCGUCUAACUGAGUUAACAUUAACAAAUGGAGAUGUUAGUGGAUUAUCAAAGAGAAUUCGGUCAUUAAAAGGUCUAUCAACAGCGCUAACUGAAUUUUUUAGUACAAGGGGAGAUGGUAUAAGCAUAACGUUAAACUUGGCAGACUACAUAUUUUUCCCAAUCUCACAGUUCUUGGGGAAAAAUGCCAUUUCGGAUUCAGAACUUGAGAAUUGUCUUUAUAUUGUGGACAGUAUAGCGACGCAUUGCUGGACAAAGCCUGGACAUCUUAAUACAAAGCUAUUUGAGCAGUUGAUUUCCUUGGUUUCCGUGUUGAUAGGCGGUGAACCCGAUAAUGUUGAUAUUUCAGGGCAUUCAGAGGAAGUCAUACAGAAUGGUGUUUCUUGCAUAAAGCAUCUUAUGAUUGGCUGUCAGAACCAAGCUGAUAGUUUUAAAACAGUCCUUUCACAGAAAAAGAUAUUUCAAUCUAUUCUUGCACAUACUAUUAGUGUACUCUUAGAAUGUUCACUCAAAUGUCCAAAGCUUGAGGCAAAAUUAGAUAGUCUAAGAGCUCUUAACGUGAUAAUGAAUGUAUUUGAAGAUGGAGAAUCACUAGCUCUUAUCUUGCCUGGGAUAAUGUCAGUUAUUGCAAAACUUAUAAAGUCAAAGCCGCAUUAUCUCGUUGUCGUAGAUGUGCUCAAAUUGAUGUCUUCAAUAAUGUCUAUUACUUUCAGUGAUUUUGAUCUUGGUGUGGUAAGUGAACAGCCCAAAAGCCUGGAAGAUCUCAAGCAUAUGAUUAACGUACGAAAAGAAGAUGAAGCGAUUACAGAAGUCAGUGAUAAUCCUUAUGGUGUCGACAAUGCCUACAGAAAUGAACAGUGGCUAGAAAGCACACUUCCACACUUAAAAGACGCAUUCAAAAUCAUACUAGCCGAGAAUUCGGAUUGGCUCGAACGUCAGAAUUACAGAGAAGCUGUUUUGCAUUUGGACAUGACCAUUUUAAGAAACUGUAUCAUCACUUGCAGGUGCAUUAUUCCAAUUUUGCUUAGAUCUUUGGCUAUUUUGGAUUCGUAUGACGAUUUGUCUGAGCAGUAUCUGGAAUCGUUGACAUUUGGGCCGAAUGUCCCCAUACUAAGCACUAGUAUGAAAGAGUUAUUUGGAAGUGAGCUCAGGCAGUUAUCGUUUAAUUUGGCAUCGCCAGAUUCCUCAAGAGUUCGUGCAUCAGUCUCUUCAAUAACAUUUGCUGUUAAGAUUCUCAUUGAAUUAAAGAUGUUUGAUUCUUAUUCAACGAGACAAUUGCUUACUCAUAUUCACUCUGCGAUGGCAUCAAUACUCAUAGAGCGUAAUUCAGCAUCUGCGAAAAAACCGUUGUUGAUAUCUUCGAACAAAUCUUCUCCGGCCGAGUAUCAAUCUGAAUUAUCAAUUAUAACAUCUGACUAUGUCACAGGAUCAAUUUCAAGUGACUCGGAGGAGACAUCGCCAUUUAUUGGAGUUUUUGAACCUUCAUCUGAGCGAGCAAUCAUCAAAUUACUCGAAAUUGCAGCUUCUGCACCACGAGUAGUUUCUACGCUGGAGCAACUGUUAAUGGAUUAUGAUUUAGCACAAAACUCUAUCAGUGUGGUGAUGCAAAAAGGUGUUCUUUUAUGGAUGGAAGACAUAAUUUUGAAGAGUAGAAAAUCUAGUGUACUACUGAAUUCUGAUGCGGAGGCAUAUAUGGAUUUCUCUGACUCUGAAGAUGGAUUGUCGUUGACAAACGUACAGGAUGAUGUUUAUCACCUACUUGAGAAUGCAACAAAUAUUCUAGAGGUGAACUCCAACACCAUUGUUCCAGGUAUUGGAUGGGUGAGCUCCUCAAUAAUAGGAUUACGUGCAAUUGGUGACUCGUGUACAAUUCUGGGAGGUGCGUUCAAAGAAGAAUUGAUUGAUGUCCUUUUUCCGGUUAUUGAGUGUUUGGCCUCUGCAAAUGAAGCUGUUCGUAUAGCGGCACAACAUGUAACACUACUUCUUGCGAGAACUUUGUAUGGUGGCUCGGUUAGAAAUCUUAUAAAGAGCAACAGCGAUUAUUUAUUGGAUUCGCUCUCUUUGCGUUUGACUGGUGAAUCGCUUAAUCCACGGCUUCCAGUUAUAUUAGUUGUUCUAAUAAAAAUUGGUGGGCCGGAUCUCUUGAAUCAAUUGGAUGAUGUGAUUACUGCGAUGUUCACACUCUUGGACUUGUAUUAUGGUUAUACAUCUCUAUGCGAAGGCUUUUUCACAGUUUUCUCUGUAUGCAUUGAUGAGUUGAAGAAAGGACACUUUCACGAUUUCGAUUUUCUUCAGAUCGAAGAUAAUUCAAUGUAUCAUGAACCGUGGGGCAUGAAGACAUUGGAUCAGGUAUACAAGUAUUUAAAUACGAAUUCUGACAUUGAUGAUGAUGAUGAUGACGAUGACGACGACGACGACGAUAAUACGAUUAUUGAAGAAAUUGCAAGUGAUCAGCUGAAAAAUGGAUUUUCGGGAAUUGGAAAAGGGAACGAGGAGUCUGAUUCCAAAAAUGAGCAUCCAGAUAUUCAUGAUGAAGCUGAAAAAUGGGUCUCACCGUUAGACCAGAAGACAUAUAAUCUUCUUCUUGAUAUGUUGGAAUAUGCCGAAAGAUUGGCAAAGCACAGAUCUGUUAGUUUAACAUUGAUAACAUUAAAACUUGUCAACAAGAUUAUUCCUUUAAUUGCCACCCAGAGAUCCAGCUUUUUACCUGUUGCUGCAACCGUAUGGGAUUAUGUGUGCAGCUUUUUGUUUGAUACAGAUGAUGCACGGGUUAUAACAUGCGCAAUCGCUGUUUUGAAGAAUAUUACAAGAUUUGCCAAUACUUUUAUGAGCUCCAGAUUUAUCAAAUUAUUCAAUGACAUAGAUGCCAAUAGCUCUUACAGUAAAUUGUUAUUGAGAUGGAAGGACUACCGGAUGAAACUACUUAAUAAAGCCGAUUCUAAUAAGGUGGUUCUUAAUCGUACGAGUACUUCCCUUAACUGGGAUCAGGAGUUGUUUAAUUCAAUUUGUGACUUUUAUCAGUAUUCUUUACAAAAACUAGGCCGCUUUGUUCCAAAUGAUGUGGCUACAAAAAUUGUCAGUAUUACCGUUGUUUAUGACCCUAAUGAAUCUCAUUAUGGAUAUUUCGAUGAUCUUGUGGAGUACAUCAAGAUGGACGAGAACAUUUUAUAG
This is a messenger RNA of Brettanomyces bruxellensis, 3252 nucleotides long. RefSeq lists its product as uncharacterized. Gene Ontology annotation, cellular component: cytoplasm. The transcript has 2 exons. Lineage: Eukaryota; Fungi; Ascomycota; Pichiomycetes; Pichiales; Pichiaceae. The record is from RefSeq and is a predicted model, not a curated record. The coding region runs from base 1 to 3252 and encodes 1083 amino acids. Gene Ontology annotation, biological process: chromatin remodeling.